CACCAUCUGCGCGGGCUAGUGCUUGAUUUUCUCUCCCAGCUCGACCAGAGACCUGGGAAGGUCGUCGACACCCAAAGUGCGGGCUGUCAGUGGCUGUGAGUUCCCACGGUUGAACUUGUCUGCCGCCACUGUUUCCAUCCCAGCGCGGAUGUCCCGAGAAUCGAAUCCCGAUUAACCUGUCAAAAAGAAUACCGUGCUUCCAUGCUGGGUGGGUCCUGUGGGUGGGGUGUGCUGGUACAAUGGUAGGCAAGCCGGGUGCAGUAUCCUGGUCGAAUAUGCUGUGAUCCAUCGGUGCACUAGGCCGAACAAUCGCCCCAAGCUGCACUCUAUAAAACGUUAAGCCACUCGGGGCAUAGUCCAGACAGAAACCCAACAACAACACCCACCCAUCCACCCACUGCAAGAUGCACACCUUCGCUACUCUCCUCACUCUCCAACUCGCACUCGUAUCCGUCGCCCUCGGUGCGCCCACCGCGAACGCCCCGCGCGCUGCCUGCGCGGACGUCAUGGUCGUAUUCGCGCGCGGCACGACCGAGGCCGCGCCGAUCGGGAGCGUCGCGGGGCCGCCGCUCCAGUCGGCGCUCACCAGCGCGCUCCGCAGCUCGGGCAAGACCCUCUCGUUUGCGGGCGUCAGCUACCCUGCCGACGUGCAAGGAUUCUUGGCCGGCGGCGACCCGCAGGGCUCGAAGACCAUGGCCGCCGACCUCACGAACGCGGCGAACUCGUGCCCGAAGGCCGCGCUCGUGACGGUCGGCUACAGCCAGGGCGGCCAACUGGUCCACAACUCGGCCAAAAUGCUGUCCUCCAACGUAUCCUCCCGGAUCAAAGCCGCAGUGAUCUUCGGCGACCCCGACAACGGCACGGCCGUCGCGGGCGUCAGCGCGGCCAACACCAAGAUCAUAUGCCACACCGGCGACGACAUCUGCGCGCACGGAGACAACAUCCUGCCGCCGCACUUGACGUACGGCCAGGAUGCGUCGGCUGCGGCUGCUUUCAUUGUCAGCAAGGUGUAGCUUAACCCAGAGAUUCUAAUCCUCCAAAUUCGCAACGUGAAGAAAGAAAGGAAAGUAUGGGCAGUGAGAAUAACUGAGUCGCUGGAUACGAAUGUUUAGUCUAUGUA
Molecule: messenger RNA, 1120 nt
Organism: Mycena citricolor
Lineage: Eukaryota; Fungi; Basidiomycota; Agaricomycetes; Agaricales; Mycenaceae
Source: the annotation of a GenBank genome assembly